This is a messenger RNA of Bubalus bubalis (water buffalo), 8686 nucleotides long. RefSeq names its product maestro heat like repeat family member 1 (gene MROH1). The record is from RefSeq and is a predicted model, not a curated record. Lineage: Eukaryota; Metazoa; Chordata; Mammalia; Artiodactyla; Bovidae. The transcript is spliced from 44 exons. Bases 3503 to 8506 code for a protein of 1667 amino acids. Gene Ontology annotation, cellular component: cytoplasm.
CAGGUAGUGCCCAGGCACGCUCCAGAUGGAGCAUAGCAACAGUGGAUGCCUGGAGUGACCCACCCUGCGACCAGCCGUGUCCGUGCUCCAGAGCUCAAGCCCGGCAGAGUCUGCACCUUGUCUCGGGCAAGCCCUGGGGGCUCAGGCGUCAGACUGGAGGCACUCUCAUGAGAGGUGCCCUGUAGCUGGGGUCGCAGCAGUUGCAGGAGUGACCUUGGGGGAUCAGAGCCUGCGCUGGGCUCCACAUUGUCCAGGGAUGUUCGGAGCUGGGGCUUCUCUGGUUUUUCUGCAACAGAUCACAGUGGGAGGGUCAGGAAGGGCGCUGAGGAGCCUCCUACCUGCCCACCCAGGUAGGCCUGCCACACCUGGUAUAGCACAGAGUGUAGUGCAGAGGAGCGCAUGUGCAGCAGGCAGCAUCCAGUGGUGGGUGGCCACCUGCUGCAGGCCCAGGCGAGCUUGUGGGCGCAGCUGGAGCAGGCCUCGGAUCAAGUCCUGGCACUCUGUGGGCGAGGACUCAAGGCUGCAGCCUCACGGUAGCGGCCCCCUCCCGCCACCUCUCGUGCCCCCAGCCCACGGCCCUCACAGCCAACGAUUCUGGCCACUUGGUGGGGUUGCCCCAUGCAGUCUUCCCAAAUGGCUAGAGGGUGUCCGUGUUUUGCACGUGGGCAGACAGGCAGAGAGAGGUGAGGCAGCCUGACCUAGGGCUCGUUCAGGGUUCAAGCUUAAUGGGGCCACCAACUCCAGUUUCCCCCGUCACCACAGUCCAUCCCCCAGCCUGGGCUGGCAAAGAGGCCAGGUCAGCAUCCCCCAUGCCACAGUGCAUGUGGCCCUUCUCUGGACCUAGGUCUGUCUUGCUGUCCCCUCUCCAGGCACGGCUGGGACUUGGGAGGGACAUGUGGUGGAGGUGCUCACCUGGGGACAGGCCUGGCCGGAAGGUGGGGCCCCGGCGCAUCAGAUACAGCAUUCGGUGGGGCUGGCACUCCUUGAAGGGCAGCUUCCCAGUCACCAUGGCGUAGAGGAUGACACCUCUGGGGGUAUGGGCUUCUCAGGGCCCACCCCUCCUCCCCGGCCCCUGCCCCUCUUCCCCCCCAGGGUCCUGGAGCCCCUGGGGUGGUGCUCACAGGCUCCACAGGUCGGCCUGCUCCCCGUUGUACUUCUUGCUCAUGAGGAUCUCUGGGGCUGUGUAGGCCACAGACCCGCAGAAGGUGCUCAGCAAUGAGUUCUUGAGCCCGGAACGAUUGGCAAAGCCAAAGUCUGCAAGGGACGUGCAGGGCGGACGGGCGGGUUGCUCAAGAGAGGGCUCCUGAGGGGGCUGUGGGCACGGGGCGUGUGGGUAACUAUAAGUCUGGCUGUGGGCAACUGUUGGGUGCAGGCCUCACUGGAGGCUUGAAGGACAAGGCAGACUGGGGUCAGAAGUCUGGAGCAGACCAGUGUAGAGGCUGGAGCCCUGGGCUUGGGGCAAGAGGGGGGUAUGUGCGACCCGGGGAAGUUGAAGGUGAUCAGAGCUGGCCCAGGCUGGAAGCCUAGUUGGGGGCCGGGCCGCAGGCUCACCACUCAGCUUUAGGCAGCCUCUGUCAUCUAGCAGGACGUUCUCACACUUCAAGUCCCUGUGUGGGGAAGGGGAGGCGGGGCUGGACCUGAGCUCAGGCAGGUCUCCACGCGCUGGGCAGCAGGCUGGGUGGCGCCCUCACCGGUGCACGAUGCCUGAGUUGUGGCAGUGCGCCACGGCACUGACCAGCUGCCACAACAGCCUGCGGGCCUCCUCCUCCUCCAGUCCCGGGCAGCGGUGAUGAGCAGACAUGGUGUUGAUGUGCUCCAGCAGGUCACCGCGGGCCGCCAGCUCCAGUACCAAGUAGGUGCGCCGGCUGUUCGCGAAGGUCUCAUACAGCUGCACCUGCCGGGCCACCCCCCCACUGUCACCCCCAACCAGGGCCCUCGGGUGCACAGGGCUGGGGUCUCGGAAUGGGGCCGGCCCGAGUAUAAGGAUCCCAGGAGGUGAAGGGGUGGGCCUGGGGUAGGUAGGAAGGGCCGGCUGCCUGGGGUCUCUGCCCACCACGUUCAGGUGCUUGUACGUAGCAUUGAGUGAUGAAAUCUCACGGGGCAGGAACUUGCGGGAGAACUCUGCAGGGGCCUCCGCAGUGGAGACGAUCUUGAUAGCCACCUGCAGGUGUGGAGGGUGGCCACUGUGCAAAGGCCACAAUCCCCCUGGGGACAGGAUGUGCUAGAACAGGCCCCGUGGCCUUUGUGCAUGUGGCCGAAGUUGACCAGGGCAAGGUUCGGUGAGCAGCAGCCUUGGGAGGCAGCACUGACCUUCCCCCUCAUCCCAUCCUGGUUACUUAUGUGUUCAACGGGUCCAGGAACUGAGAGGGAUCAGACUGCCAGAGCCUGGGCCUUCUGGAAGACGUGGGACUAGGAGGAAGCCAGAGCACCUGGGAGGUGCCUGAGUGGAGUUAGGACAGGGGCCACUGGGGCUGACUAUGGAACCCCCACCCCGUGGGGAGGAGGCGAGCCUGCCUCACCAUGGUGUGGCGCUUGCCCCUCAGGUCAGAGGCCAGCUUGGAGUUGUGCCGCAUGCGCUCCUGCGUGGCGUAGGCCAAGUAGACUUUGGAGAAGACCCCAGAACCAAUCUUCUUGGAGGACAGCAGGUAGCCAUUGUCCCUGCAUUCACGCACCUGCUCCAGAAAGGCUCUCUGGUCCAGCUUCUGCCUGCCGGCAGCCUUCAUAAAAUUCAGGGCUCUGUGGGAGAGCUGGGGCUACCCAGCACCCCGCAGGGCCGUGGGGAGGGGCUCUGGGAGGUUCAGCUGAGGCCUGACUUGUGUUAGAGGGAUGGGGGGAUGGGUUGUAGACGGAUGGAGCAAUGCGCUGUGGAGUGAUGGGGUGAUGUACUGCAGGAGGCCAGCUGGGGCCUACAGGCCCUCAAGGCUGCAGCCAAGUUUCUGAAGCCUCUCUGGGACAGGAGCAGAGAUGGGGAGGGAGGCUAACACAGCCACACAACCAUGGGCUGGCAUGGGGUUGGACAGGCUCUGGGAAAGCAGGAGCAGAUUCUAGAAUGGAAGGUUCUAGAGCUGUGCUUGCAUUGUGCCCUCAAAGGGGUAUCCUUCUAUUCCCCAGGCAUUGCUUGCCCUGAGAACAUCUUGCUGGAACCAGCCCUGCCCUGUGUGAGGCCCACUCCAUGGGGUGAGAACCCCAAGGGCCACAGACAGCCCUUUUAUGGUUUUGGCUGUGUGGCGCAGCGUGGGGGAUCCUAGUUCUCCAACCAGGAACUGAACUCGGACCCAGCACUGAAAGAACAAGUCCUAACCACUGGACCGCCCACCUCAAAGAGGGCAGCGUGUGUGCGUGCUUGGGAGUGAAAAAGUUCAGCUGAGCCUGGGGAAGGCAGGACCAGUGGGGUGUCCUGAACCCUGGCCAUGGGGACAUCAACGGGAGAGUGAGCCAUCCAGGUCUGAAGAGAGGCAUCCGGGUUCACACCAGGAGGCGAAAAGAAGCUCGUGCCACAGUGAUGAGUGAGACCUACGCGAAGAGGCUGUCCGCCAUCCUGCUGGACGCUGUCACUGACAAGGACCCUCAGAUGCAGGAGCAGGUAUGUGGCGCCCUGUGCGACUUCGGAGAGUCGAAGCCAGCAGAGGUUCUUAGCGCCUGCGAGGAGCACCUGCGGCUACAGGAAAAGCUAGCUCAUCCAUACCGGACGAUAAUCCUAAGGGCCAUGGAGAUAGUUGUGAGCAAUCACAUCGGCGAGCUGGACAAGGACAUGGCCAGGGCCAUCAUCCUCCUGGCCUCCAAUGAGAUGACCAAAGUGAAGGAGCUGGUCUCUGAUUGGCAGCAAGCCGCCAGCAGCGUCCUGGUGGCAGUGGGGAGGCGGUUCAUCAGCAGCGUAAUGGAGGAGCUGCUGAGCAAGUUCCAGCCUGGGCUCCUGCCGCACCCCUGCACCGUGCACACGCUCGCCAGCCUCUCCGUCUCCAAUGUGUUUGGCGUGGUGCCCUUCCUGACGUCCAUCCUCAGCACCAUGCUGCCCAUGCUGGGCGCAGCCAAGCACGACUCAAUGAAAGUGGUGUUCUGCUGUGCCCUGCAGCGCUUCAGUGAGAGUAUCCUAGAAUACUUGGCCAACCUGGAUCAGGCCCCAGACCCCACAGUCAGAAAGGACGCCUUCGCCUCAGACAUCUCUGGUGCUUACGACAUCCUUUUCCACCAGUGGCUACAGAGCCGGGGAGCGAAGCUGCAGCUCGCAGUGGUGGAGGCCCUGGGGCCCAUGAGCCACCUGCUUCCCAGCGAGAAGCUGGAGGAGCAGCUCCCCAAGCUGCUGCCCAGGGUGCUUGCCUUCUACAAGAAGCACGCCGAGACCGUCCACGUGUCCAAGAGCCUCGGCCAGAUCCUGGAGGCAGCCGUGAGUGUGGGCAGCCGCACUCUGGACAUCCACCUCAACUCUCUCCUUGCCGCUCUGCAUGCUCAGAUCUGCGUGCCCGUGGAGUCGUCCAGCCCGCUGGUGAUGAGCAACCAGAAGGAGGUGCUGCGCUGCUUCACCGUGCUGGCCUGCUGCUCGCCGGACCGCCUGCUGGCCUUCCUGCUGCCCAAGCUGGACACCAGCAAUGAGAGGACUCGUGUGGGCACCCUGCAGGUCCUGAGGCACGUCAUCAAUGCAGCGGCUGCUCAGAUGGAAGUUAAGAAACCCAUCAUUCUCUCUUCCAUGAAGCUCCCUCUUCUGGACACCAACAACAAGGUGAAGCGGGCGGUGGUGCAGGUGGUCAGUGCCAUGGCCCACCACGGCUACCUGGAGCAGCCUGGCGGCAAGGCCAUGGUCGAGUACAUCGUGCAGCAGUGCGCUCUGCCCCCCGAGGCUGAGACUCAGAAGCUGGGUGCCGACAGUGAGGCCCUGGCAGCCGAUAGCGUGAGGGCCAUCAGCGUCAGCACUCUCUACCUGGUCAGCACCACUGUGGACAGGAUGGGCGAGGUCCUCUGGCCGUACCUGCUUGAGUUCCUGGUCCCCAUUCGCUUCACCAGGGCGCUGAGCCCACUCUGCAGGAGCCUUGUGCACUUGGCCCAGAAGAGGCAGGAGGCGGGGGCCCAUGCUCCCCUCAUCCAGUACAACGGCAAUGUGCACCUCCCAUCUCCCUACGCCAUCACCACCAGACUCCUGGCCGUGUCUUCCCAUCCCUACGUGGGGGACGGUCGCGGGGCAGCCUCGCUGCGCCUCUUGAAUGUCUUGCAUCAGGACAUCCACCCGGCCCUGGGUCAGCGGUGGGUGACCGCCAUCCCCCUGCUGCUGAAGCACCUGGACGAAUACAGUGAAGAAACCCUGUCACAGAAGGAGUGGGAAGAAAAGCUGCUGGUGUUUCUCCGGGAUUCCCUGGCUGUCAUGUCUGACAACACCUGGGUCUGCCAGCUGACCCUGGAAAUGUGCAAGCAGCUACCCAACUACAACGGGACGCCCCUGGAGAAGAACUUCCUGUACAAAUGUGUCGGGACCACCCUGGGUGCCGCUUCAAGUAAGGAGGUGGUGAGGAAGCACCUGCAGGAGCUGCUGGAGACGGCCAGAUACCAGGAGGAGAGGGAGCAUGAGGGCCUUGCCUGUUGCUUUGGGAUCUGUGCCAUCUCCCACCUGGAUGACACCUUGGCCCAGCUGGAAGACUUUGUGAAGUCAGAUGUACUCAGAAAAUCUGCCGGCAUUUUCAACCUUUUUAAGAAUCGAAGUGAGAGUGAGGCCAACAAAGUGAGGAGUGCGCUGAUCCUGUGCUACGGGCACGUGGCGGCCGGGGCCCCGCGCGAGCUGCUGCUGGCCAGGGUGGAGGCGGACUUGUUCUGGAACAUGUCCCAGUGCUUCAGCACCAAGGUUCUGGGGAUAAAGGUAGAAACCCAGGACCCGGCCCUGAGACUGAGCCUGGUGCAGAGUGUGUGCAUGGCCACCCAGGCCAUCUGCAGCAGCACCCACGGCAGCUCCUUCCACCUCUCGAGGAAGGCGGAGCUGGUGGCGCAGAUGGUGGAGUUCAUCAAAGCGGAGCCCCCAGACUCGCUGAGGACGCCCAUUUGGAAGAAGGCCAUGCUUGCCUGCACGUACCUGGUUACCCUGGAGCCGGCCCUGGAGGAGCCCGUGCAGGCGGACCUGAUUCACAGCUGCCUGCACCGUGUCAUGGCCGUGCUGCCGGAGCCAGAGGAGGGGGACAGCCCCCAGGAGCUCCUGUACCUGGACACCGUGCAGGUCCUCAAGGACUUGUUGACGAGCCUCCUUCAGUGGAACAUGACGCCCCAGGGUCUGCAGGUCAUGGUGGAGCACCUGAGCCCAUGGAUCAAGUCCCCGAGGGGCCACGAGCGGGUGCGGGCGGUCGGCCUGAGUGCCUGCCUGCUGCAGUUCUUCCUACAACACCUGCAGAUCAGCGCCCUGGUGCCCUUCCACAACCUGGGCCUCCUCAUUGGCCUCUUCUCCCCACGGUGCGCCGACCUCUGGCCUGCCACUCGCCAAGAGGCUGUGAGCUGCGUCCACUCCCUGCUAUACCUGCAGCUGGCCUGUGUGGGCUUCUCGCGAGACUACCAGGACGACAUGGCUGAGCAGCUCCUCAGCCUCAAAGAUGGCCUGGUGCACCCUGACCCUGCCAUUCUCUUCCAUACCUGCCACAGCAUUGCCCAGCUUAUUGCCAAGCGCCUCCCGCCAGAUCAGCUCAUCAACCUCUUGCUAACCUUGUUUGAGAGCCUGGGAGAUCCCGACAAGAACUGCUCGCGAGCCGCCAGCGUCAUGAUCAACUGCCUGCUGAAGGAGCGGGGCAACAUGCUGCAGGAGAAGGUGCCCGAGAUUGUGAGCGUGCUGCGCUCCAAGCUGCAGGAGACCCGAGAGGAGCAUGUCCUACAGGCCGCACAGCACAGCGUGUUUGCCCUGGCCACCCACCACUGUGCUGCUGUGGUGUCCAACCUUCUGGGCAGCCCCCUGCCCUUUGACAGCCACACCUGCACCCUGUGGCGAGCACUGGCCUUGGAGCCCGGCCUCGCCGCACAGGUCCUGGGGCUGCUCCUGGAGAAGAUAAACAAGGACAUCCUGUUUGAGGAGAGCCAGGCCUUCCUGCUGAGCAGCACGCCGGACCGCGUGGCCACCCUGCUGCCCCUCGCAGCCACCUGUGCACUGCACGAGGUCGCAUCUGCCCCGGCGUCCGGGCCAGCAGUGCUGGAGCUCUACCCCCAGCUGCUUGUGGCACUGCUGCUGCGGGUCAGCUGCACCAUGGGUGUCCAGCCGCCCCCGCAGCUGCAGGCCAAGGAGAGGAGGAGCGUCAGCUCGGGCCUGGCCUCACGGAGCCUCGAGCCUUGCAGCUCUGCGGUGGAUGCGCUGCAGGCUGUGCUUGUCCGCGGUGGCAACGAGGAUGUGGUGCAGCGCAUGGAGCUGGACGGGGGCUGGCAGCUGCUCAGGACCUCGGCUGGGCAUGAGGAAGGCGUCACCCGGCUGGCCAGUGCCAUGGCAAGGUUCGCAGGCCCCCGGCUGCCCCUGGUGAUGAAGCUGCUCUUCACCACACAGAGUAGCAUGUAUGAGGUCCAGAGGGUCACCUCCACCGCCUUCCUGGCUGAGCCAUGUCCCCUCAGUGACCAGGGACCGGUGCUGCCCGGUGCAUUUGGGGGUGUGUGGUGGUCAGCACGCCUCUGCCCCCAGCUGCUCAGCAGCAAUGUGGUGAACGACCUGAUGCUCCUGGAGUCGCUGCUGUACAACCUGAUGGCACAGCAGAAGGACACGAGUGCCCGCGUGCGGAGGCUGGUGCUCCACGGCCUGGCCAACAUCACCUUGGGCUCCCCAGAUAAGGUACGGACCCACAGCCCCCAGCUCCUGACAGCCAUGAUCGGUGGGCUGGAUGACGGGGACGACCCACACAGCCUGGUGGCGCUGGAAGCCAUGGUGGGCCUGACAAGGCUGAUGGACCUGGUGGACGCCUGGGACCUACAUGCAGUGCUGCUGCACAUUGCUGUCCGCAUUCGGCCCUUCUUUGACAGCGAAAGGAUGGAGUUACGCUCAGUGUCCAUUGGCCUCUUCGGGCACCUCAACAAGGCCUGCCGUGGGGACUGCAAGGACGUGUUCCUGGAGCAGGUUGUGGGCGGCCUGGUGCCCCUUCUGCUGCACCUGCGUGACCCCCACGCACCCGUGGUCACGGCCUGCAGGUUCGCCUUGCGCAUGUGCGGCCCCAACCUGGAGUGUGAGGAGCUGGCAGCCGCCUUCCAGAGGCACCUGCAGGAAGGCCACGACCUGCACUUCGGAGAGUUCCUCAACACCACCUGCAAGCACCUGAUGCGCCACUUCCCCGACCUGCUGGGCCGCUUGCUAAGCACCAGUCUGUUCUACUAUAAGAGCAGCUGGGAGGAUGUCCGUGCUGCUGCCCCCAUGCUCACAGGGUUCUUGGUGCUACACAUGGAGGCUGAGCAGCGGCCACAGGUGGACCUGGAGCAGCUCCUCACGGCACUCCAGCUGCUGCUCAAGGACCCAGCCCUUAAGGUGCGCUUGAAGGCUGUGAAGACUCUGGGCCGCUUGGUGAAGUUCGCCUGAGGCUGCCCCAACACCCAAUACCAGCCUAGCUGGCUGGAGGGUCCAAGACAAGGCCCUAAGGAGUCCCCUGCCCACAGGGCCACAGGGGAGGCCUUGGGCCCACACAGCAAGGGAGGGCUGGAACACAAGGGUGGUCAAGUCACCAACCCCCAUCUUCCCAAUAAAGCCAUUUGCUGCUCA